GAGAGAGAGAGAGAGAGAGAGACGCUUAAGUUUAUUCACUGGCUUAUUUAUUUGAUUAACCGAGUGAGAAGUGGGGAUUGGCCCAAACCCCUGACCACCACCUCUGGCCACCUCCUCUCCAAGAACCAAAUUCUUGAGAAGAACGCCUGACACCAAGACGAGAGACAUCAAGCACAACCGCAUUUCACUGCGCGGUCCGCUACUCUUGCAAAGAGAAUGCUGAACGGCACCACUCUAGAGGCAGCCAUGCUCUUCCACGGAAUCUCCGGAGGCCACAUCCAAGGUAUCAUGGAGGAAAUGGAGCGCAGAUCCAAGACCGAGUCCCGCCUGGCCAAAGGCACUCAGCUCAACGGCCGCGACGCGGGUAUGCCCCCGCUCAGCCCCGAGAAGCCUGCUCUGUGCGCCGGCUGCGGGGGUAAGAUCUCCGACAGGUACUAUCUGCUGGCUGUGGACAAACAGUGGCACCUUAGGUGCCUGAAGUGCUGUGAAUGUAAGCUGGCCCUGGAAUCGGAGCUCACCUGCUUUGCCAAGGACGGUAGCAUUUACUGCAAGGAGGAUUACUACAGAAGGUUCUCUGUGCAGAGAUGUGCCCGCUGCCACCUUGGCAUUUCCGCCUCGGAGAUGGUCAUGCGCGCCCGAGACUCUGUCUACCAUCUGAGCUGCUUCACUUGCUCCACUUGCAACAAGACCUUGACCACGGGCGACCAUUUCGGUAUGAAGGACAGCCUGGUAUACUGCCGCGCACACUUUGAGACCCUCUUGCAAGGGGAAUAUCCACCUCAGCUGAGCUACACGGAGCUGGCGGCCAAGAGCGGCGGCUUAGCUCUGCCUUACUUCAAUGGCACUGGCACAGUGCAGAAGGGGCGGCCCCGGAAGCGGAAGAGCCCAGCUCUGGGAGUGGACAUCGUGAAUUACAACUCAGGUUGUAAUGAGAACGAGGCAGACCAUUUGGACCGGGACCAGCAGCCUUAUCCACCUUCCCAGAAGACCAAACGGAUGCGAACUUCUUUCAAGCACCACCAGCUUCGGACCAUGAAAUCCUACUUCGCCAUCAACCAUAACCCAGAUGCCAAGGACCUCAAACAGCUUGCUCAAAAAACAGGCCUGACCAAAAGAGUUUUGCAGGUUUGGUUCCAAAACGCACGAGCCAAAUUCAGAAGGAACCUUUUGCGGCAGGAGAAUGGGGGUGUUGAUAAAGCUGACGGCACGUCGCUUCCGGCCCCGCCCUCAGCAGACAGCGGCGCUCUCACUCCACCCGGCACUGCGACCACUUUAACAGACCUGACCAAUCCCACUGUCACUGUAGUGACAACUGUGACCUCUAACAUGGACAGCCACGAAUCCGGAAGCCCCUCACAAACUACCUUAACGAACCUUUUCUAACAUUGGGUUUUUUUGUUUUUGUUUUUGUUUUUUGUUUUUGUUUUUUUUUGGUUUUUUUUGGGUUUUGUUUUUUUUUAAAGGAUUCUUCCGCUUUUUAUUAUUAUUGUAAUAUUAUUAUUUUAUUAUUUACAAGACUUUUUUUUUCCUUCUUCUAACCCACAAGAUAUUUGGGGAAUAAAAUAGCAGCUUGGCGUGUAGCAUCUACACCCCUUGGCUAUGAGUUUACAGUAUUGUCGCUUUUAAGUGAACAAAUUUGGUCUCCAGGAUGUAUUUGACCUUUUUUCUUUAAUCAGUUUUUUUUUUUCAGUUGGUAAGGGAAGAUUUUGAAUCAGUCUAAUAAGUGCCUCUUAAAAUUUUAUGUUACUUAUUUCCAGAAUCUCGAAGGGAAAAAAAAGAAUGCUAUUACGAUGGGCAAAUUAUAUUCCUGUUCUUGUGAUCAGGUUAUUAAGCAACCAUAUACUUAAUUGUUUUUUUAAAACCUUACAAUUAAAAGUUUUUAUAUUAAAUUUUUUUAAAAAAACCAAAUAUAUUAUUACUGGUUUUUUUUUUUUACCUUGAACUACUAAUUCGAGUGAAGAAUAUAAUUAAACAAAAUCAUUAAUAUCAAUUUUAAAUAAUGAUUAGCUGGGUGGGCAGUCUAACUCAGGAAUGUGACUUCCUGCUGUUAGAGUUGUACAGCCCCCCUCCCAACUCUUUAUUGCUUUUCAAAAACAAAAAUCUUAAAGUCCCUAAAAAGUUACACUUUAAAAUUUGAAAUUUUAUACUUUUGACCUCCCAACACACACACACACACACACACACACACACACACACACACAAAGAAAAGAAAACUCAUCCAGUCUCUGAAACUAUUCUUUCUACUUUUCUGUUUUUUUCCCUUGAGAAAUGGAAAUAAGCAAAAUGUAAUUUUUUAAGAAGUAAAAUUAUUGGCAUAAUUUAUUAGUAAUUAAUUAAUUGGCUUCAGCUGUACCAUGACAUUGUAUCUGGCAUUCUAAAUAAUGUCUUUUCCUUGUUUCUUCCUUUCUUUUUUAAACCGACUUAGUAAACUAACACCAACAAUGAGAAUUAUUUGGUUUUUCUUUAUUUGAUUUUGGCACAGGUUUGAUUCAUGUCUGAAAUCCUUUUAACAUUACAGAUGUGAAGUUGUGACUCUUAAAGUAGAUAAACUCAGAAGCCUUGUGGAUGCCAAGCUGAAUAUAUUUCCUAGUUUACAGUAGCAUUCUUUUCCUUUUAAUUUAAGGUGAAAUCUUAACGGUCUGGGCAGUGGUGAAUGUUCAUCUCUCUGCUUCUGUUGUAGUUUAAAAAAACAAAAAACAACAAAAA
Rattus rattus (black rat) is the source of this 2706-nucleotide messenger RNA. RefSeq names its product LIM homeobox 9 (gene Lhx9). Lineage: Eukaryota; Metazoa; Chordata; Mammalia; Rodentia; Muridae. Gene Ontology annotation, molecular function: DNA-binding transcription factor activity, RNA polymerase II-specific; RNA polymerase II transcription regulatory region sequence-specific DNA binding. Gene Ontology annotation, biological process: neuron differentiation; regulation of transcription by RNA polymerase II. Gene Ontology annotation, cellular component: nucleus. The record is from RefSeq and is a predicted model, not a curated record. The transcript is spliced from 7 exons. The coding region runs from base 217 to 1383 and encodes 388 amino acids.